AUGUCGCGGUUCGCCGCCUGGGCUCAGAAGCAGAAGCAAGAUGAAAGCUUGACUGUGGCCGGGGUUCCCAUCGAAAGCACGCCAAAGCGCGAGCUGGAGCCCUUCCUGGUGGACAACAGACGCGCGGCGGGCGUUGGAGUCGUUAGAGAGCAUUUUCGAGAAUCCUCGACAAAUAUGGACAUUGCCUGGAGCCAUGUAUGCCAAGGUGCGCUCAAGUCGCGAAGUGCUGGACUGCGCUACCGUAGCGCGCGCGAUCUUGUGGACAAGAAUCAGGCCAGGAGUGCAGAUGCACAAGCAGCAGAGCUAUAUGCAGCGGUCUCCGUGCCAGAACCUGAAAUCGGUCCGGUGGGGCAGCGUGGUCUGGGGCGUGCUGGACGAGGAAGGCCAAUGGCUAAAGGUGAAGCCUGGGAGAAGCUUGUCUAA
This is a messenger RNA of Symbiodinium pilosum, 423 nucleotides long. The record is from the annotation of a GenBank genome assembly. NCBI's taxonomy places the organism in Eukaryota, Dinophyceae, Suessiales, Symbiodiniaceae.